Dryobates pubescens (Downy woodpecker) is the source of this 2854-nucleotide messenger RNA. RefSeq names its product spliceosome associated factor 3, U4/U6 recycling protein (gene SART3). The transcript has 19 exons. NCBI's taxonomy places the organism in Eukaryota, Metazoa, Chordata, Aves, Piciformes, Picidae. Gene Ontology annotation, biological process: RNA processing. The record is from RefSeq and is a predicted model, not a curated record. The coding region runs from base 38 to 2842 and encodes 934 amino acids. Gene Ontology annotation, molecular function: protein binding; RNA binding.
GGCGAAGCGCGGCUGGCUGCGGAGGGAGCGCCAUAAGAUGGCGGCGGCGGGAGCUGAGGCGGCUGCGGUGGCGGCAGAGGAGGAGAAACGGCUGCCGGAGGGCGACCCCGAGUCGGGAGGAGACUCGGAAGACGAGGGCGAUUCAGACUCGUCUGGUGAUGGCGAAGAUGAGGAGAAAGAAAAUGAGGCUGAGAUCCAGCGGCUGGAGGAGCAGCUUUCCAUCAAUGCUUUUGACUAUAACUGCCACCUGGAUCUGAUCAAGCUGCUGCGCCAGGAGGGAGAGCUGAUCAAGCUCAGGAGAGCUCGGCAGAAGAUGAGCGAGCUCUUCCCCCUUACUGAAGAAAUUUGGCUGGACUGGCUGAAGGAUGAGAUAAAAAUGGCCUCUGAAAGCGCUGAGCGAGAGAAAGUGUACGAGCUCUUUGAGAGAGCUGUGAAGGACUACAUCUGUCCUGAGAUUUGGCUGGAAUAUGCCCAGUAUUCCAUCGGUGGCAUUGGGCAGGAAGGAGGGAUCGAGAAGGUGCGCUCCGUGUUCGAGAGAGCCCUCACGGCGGUGGGGCUGCACGUCACCAAGGGCACAGCUCUCUGGGAGGCUUACAGGGAGUUUGAGAAUGCCAUACUGGAGACAGCACAGCCAGCCCCUGGCAGCAUUCCAUCUCCUGAGCAGCAGCAGAUGCUCUGCAGCCAGCUUGAGAAGAUCCACACGUUGUUCAGGCGCCAGCUGGGGAUCCCACUGCUAGAUAUGGAGGCUUCCUAUGCUGAGUAUGAGGAGUGGUCAGAAGAACCAAUACCAGAAGCAACAGUGAAGAACUACAAGAAAGCUUUGCAGCAACUGGAGAAGUACAAACCAUAUGAAGAGGCACUGCUGGGUGCUGAAACACCAAAGCUAGCAGAAUAUCAAGCUUACAUUGAUUUUGAAAUGAAAGCAGGUGAUCCAGCUCGAAUUCAGCUGAUCUACGAGAGGGCUCUGGCUGAGAACUGCCUUGUGCCAGAUCUUUGGGCACGCUACAAUCAGUAUUUGGACCGGCAGCUGAAGGUGAAAGAGUUGGUCCUGUCCGCUCACGACCGUGCUGUUAGGAACUGCCCCUGGACUGUUGGCCUGUGGAUUAGAUACCUCCUGGCAAUGGAGAGGCAUAGAGUUGAUCACAGCAUUAUUUCUGAAAUGUUUGAAAAGGCUCUGAAUGCAGGUUUUAUUCAGGCAACAGACUAUGUGGAAAUCUGGCAGGCUUAUCUUGACUACCUGAGAAGAAGGGUGGACUUUACACAAGACUCAAGUAAAGAACUGGAAGAGCUGCGCUCUGCGUUCGCACGUGCCGUGGAGUACUUGAAACAAGAAGUCGAAGAGAGGUUCAGUGAGAGUGGAGAUCCAUCCUGCACCAUCAUGCAGAACUGGGCAAGAGUUGAGGCCCGCUUGUGUAACAACAUGCAGAAGGCCAGAGAGCUCUGGGACAACAUCAUGACUAAAGGGAAUGCCAAGUAUGCAAACAUGUGGCUGGAGUAUUACAACCUGGAAAGAGCUCAUGGGGACACUCAGCACUGCAGGAAGGCCUUGCACCGGGCGGUGCAGUGCACCAGUGACUACCCAGAGCACGUCUGCGAGGUGCUGCUGACACUGGAGAGGAUAGAAGGAACAUUGGAAGACUGGGAUGCAGCAGUUCAAAAAACAGAAACCAGAUUGGCUCGAGUGAAUGAACAGAGAGCAAAGGCUGCUGAGAAAGAAGCUGCCCUGGCAAAGCAGGAGGAGGAGAAGGCUGAGCAGCGCAAGCAGGCUCGGGCAGAAAAAAAGGCUUCCAAAAAGGCUAAGAAACCCAAGGCCGGCGACAAGCGCAAAGCAGACGAGGAUGAGGAGGGGGAAUGGGGGCAAGAAGAAGCAGAGCAGCCCAGCAAGAAACACAAAGGGGAUGGUGAUGGUCUGCCUCUGGAGGAAGACAUGGAGGUGGAAACUGGGCUGUUUGGAAGAAGUGGAGCUGCCAAGCCAGAGCACUCAGCAAACCAAAAGGAGAAGGCAUCUACCAGCCGGAAAGACCUCCCCAAAGUUCUGCAUGACAGCAGUAAAGAUAAUGUCACUGUCUUUGUCAGCAACCUUUCCUACACCAUGGCAAACCCUGAGGUGAAGCUGAAAGAGCUCUUUGAGAGCUGUGGGGAGGUGACAGAGGUCCGUCCAGUGUUCAGCAACAAGGGCACGUUCCGAGGCUACUGCUACGUCCAGUUCAAGGAGGAGAAGUCUGCUCUCCAGGCUCUUGGCUUGGAUCGUCAGGUGGUGGAGGGAAGGCCAAUGUUUGUUUCUCCAUGUGUUGACAAGAACAAGAAUCCAGACUUCAAGGUCUUCAGGUACAGCACCACCCUGGAGAAACACAAGCUCUUUAUCUCGGGUUUGCCCUUUUCCUGCACUAAGGAGGAGCUGGAGGAGCUGUGCAGGGCUCAUGGGAACGUCAAAGACAUUCGGCUGGUCACCAACAGAGCUGGAAAACCCAAGGGCCUGGCCUAUGUAGAGUAUGAAAAUGAAGCUCAGGCCUCCCAGGCUGUGCUGAAGAUGGAUGGAGUGACAGUGAAGGAACACGUCAUCAAGGUGGCCAUCAGCAACCCCCCGCUCCGCAGGCUGCCCGAGAAGGCCGAGGCCGGCAGAGCUCCCCAGUUCGCGGUACCCCGACCCGUGUACGGAGCGAGAGGGAAGGGAAGGACACAGCUUUCCAUGAUGCCCCGCGCCCUACAGCGCCAGAGUCAUCCCGUGGCUAAAGCGGAGAACGGGAUGGUCCAGAACUCACCAGCAACUUCAUCCAGCCCCCCUGAGGAGCCUAAAAAGAUGUCCAAUGCUGAUUUUGCCAAGAUGCUACUGAAGAAAUGAGGAAAAAAAAAA